Heteronotia binoei (common prickly gecko) is the source of this 4233-nucleotide messenger RNA. RefSeq names its product KIAA2013 ortholog. Lineage: Eukaryota; Metazoa; Chordata; Lepidosauria; Squamata; Gekkonidae. The transcript is spliced from 2 exons. Bases 1 to 1875 code for a protein of 624 amino acids. The record is from RefSeq and is a predicted model, not a curated record.
AUGUGGCUGCAGCAGCGGCUGAAGGGGCUGCCGGGCCUGCUGUCGAGCAGCUGGGCGAGGCGGCUGCUGGCGCUGCUGGGCUUCGUGCUGGUGGCCUCCUGGUACCUCGGCGGGGCCUGGCUGCGGCUGCUGCCCUGGAGGGCCGGGCGGGCGGCGGGGGGCGCGGCGGGCCUGUGCCUGCAGGCCGAGACGCGCGCCUGGCAGGCCUUGGCCGAGAAGGGCGAGGCCCGCCUGCUGCAGCUGCCCGCCGGGCCUGGCGACGCAGGGGCCCCUCUGGCCCUCGUGGGCAACGGCCACUUGCUGCUGGACCUGGCUGCCAACCAGCUCUGGGUGGCCCCUGCGGCGGGCAAAGGCCCGGCAGCCUCCCCGGCCCACAGCACCGAGUACCCGGCCUUGGCUCAGCUGCGGGCUCCGGCCACCGCCCUGGCUGACGCAGGUGCCGCCGUGGCCAUGCUGAAGGACGGUGCCGUCCACAGGGUGCGCUGCGUCCACACGGCGGCCAACGAUGGGGAGUGCGUGGCUGUGCGGGAGGAGGUGUUGGCCCACCGGGGGCGGCCGCACCUGUACCUGCAGCGCCUGGCCAUCGCCAACCCCACCGAGCGCCAGGUGGCCUUCGAGGUGUCCGGCCCGCUCUCGGCACCCUCCCUGACCCUCGGCGGUGGCGGUGCGGCCGGGGCCGGUGGCAAGUUUGUCACCACUUUGGAGAAAGUGGGGGACCGGCAGUUCCUGCUCUCCUCGGGCCGUGUGCUCCAGCCGGACAGUGCCAAGGUGGUGCUGGUGGUGGUGGCCGCCAAGAAGCUGGUCAGCCGGGUGCAGGUGGCGCCCAAGUCCCAGUUCGAUGAGACGUUGGUGUCUGUGGUGCACGCCUCGGAGCCCAUUGAUGCCUCCCGCCUGGACGACACCUUCAGCAAGCUACGGGAGGCGGCCAAAAGAGAGAUGCUGGAGGUCCUGAGGAUGAGGGUGGAAGACCUACUACAGGAACACCGGAAGGCCUGGGCAGACCUGUUCAUCUCAGGGGUAGAAAUGAGGAAGAUCACCGAUGCUCACACCCCUUCCAGCAAGACCGUCAACAUGACCCUGUAUUAUGUCCUUUCUACUACCCCGGCCCCCUUGCUGGAUCCUCUCAUCAGCAGCGAGGAAAAGGAGAAAAUGGAAGCCACGCUGAACUAUGCUGACCACUGCUUCAGCGGCCACGCCACAAUGCAUGCAGAAAACCUGUGGCCAGCACACUUGCUGAGCGUGCCUCAGGUCCUGCAGCUCUCAGAUUUGUGGAAGCUGACCCUCCAGAAGCGGGGCUGCAAGGGCCUUUUGGUGGCCGGAGCCCACGGCCUCAUGCAAGGGAUGGUGCUCAGCUUCGGCGGGCUGCAGUUCACAGAGAACCACCUCCAAUUUCAAGCCGAUCCAGAGGUGCUGCACAACAGCUACUCCUUGCGUGGGAUUCAUUACAACAAGGACUUGAUCAACUUGGCUGUUCUGCUGGAUGCGGAAGGGAAACCCUUCUUGCACGUCUCUGUGAAAUUCCAGGAGAAACCAGUCCAGCUGUACGCCUGCGAGGGGGGCUGCUCGAACGAGCCUGUCGAGCUCACUUCUGAGCCGCGGGGCCACACGUUCCCCGUUAUGGUGACGCAGCCCAUCACGCCGCUGCUCUACAUCUCGACAGACUUGGUCCACCUGCAGGACCUGAGGCACACGCUACACCUGAAGGCGAUCCUGGCGCACGAAGAGCACAUGGCGAAGCAGUAUCCCGGCUUGCCUUUCCUCUUCUGGUUCAGCGUGGCUUCCCUCAUCACUCUCUUCCACUUGUUCCUCUUCAAACUCAUUUACAAUGAGUACUGCGGGCCAGGGGCUAAGCCGCUGUUCCGAAGCAAGGUGUGAAGGCAGCCAUGUCUGGGUGCAGCUGCAGGAGGCUCUGCCAAUGGAGUAAUUUUCUUGGGCUUCUGAUCCUAGGCUCCGCAGCCUGUGAAAGUAGGCGGCCCAAGUCAGGGGUUCGAAUGUCCUUUGGACAGGCUCUUUGUGUGUGUGUGUGUGUGUGUGCGUAUGAAGGAAUAGCAGCCCACAUUCAGGGUUUUUGGGUUUUUUUUUUUUUAAAGCUUGCUCUGGUACAAAAUUACAUUUGAGGGUGGGGUGCACUUUUAGCACAGCUUCUAUUUUUGGGGACCACAGUUGCCUCCAGAAUGCUUUACUGCAGGGAAGUAGUGUGCCGCUGAAUGUCCAAAGGCUUUGGCUUAGCAAGUACCAGGAGGGAAUCGGUUGAAAUAAGUGCAAAACUAGUGUGAAGAUCACAGAAUGAACCUAAAAGCGGGUGGGGGAGCUUGGGGAAUUGCUCUUUACAGACUGACUUCCAGGGGCUCUGGGUUUUUGCUGCCUCUCCCAGUGGCAGAAAGUAUUGCGAUGGAUUGUUAUUAGGCUGUGUUGAGUGUAGAAUUCAUGGCGCUGAGGAACUUUUAAGGCAAAGGAGACCAAGGAACAGCCUUGCUCCUGUCUCCAGCGCGUUCUAGGCCUGGAGGACAGUUGUUGAUCCUUCCUCCUACUCCUUUCCUUGGCAAGAUCAAAUGUUGAAUGGCGAUAGUUCUCGUAGACUCACAAGAUAAGCAGAGAAGGCAGCCAAGGGACAGUAAGGCCUUGACUUCCAAGUUUCCCUUUUUUUUCUGGAGGUGAACAGGGAGGGUAGCAGCUGAAAUGCAGAGAAACUGCAGUCCAGUUGUGUUCCUAGUUGAAGUUUGCACACCCACCAAGCAUUAUCAAGUGAUAAGGUGAGGAGGUGUCGCGCCGUUGAAUAUUAGCAGCUGUUUGCAAAGUUGAAUGUUCUCUGUUGGCUCCGAAAAUGAGAUUCUGGUGUAAAAGGCAGGGAAGGAAGCUGGCAGAACUGGCUUCCGUUAGAGCAAAGAAACCCACAACCUCUUUCCAACGAUCACUUUUAUUUAUUUAUUUUUCUUCAAAUGCAACGGUGAGAGAAGGGGCUAGACAGGUCCCAUUGUAGAGCGUGCAUACUACUGGAACCAUGGAACUCCGAUUCAUCGUAUUGAUUUCUUCCUCUGUGGUGUGUGUGUUUAUCUCUUUUUAAGAUCUAAGGUUUCCAUGAUGGCCUUUUUCUUUUUUGAACCAUGCCCUUGUUAAAAAAAGCAGUUAGUAUGACCACCAUUCCCUCAUGGCAUCAUAUUGAAAGCUGCCCAGAUAAAUAGCGACUAGUAACGGAGAGCCAGUUACCAUCACAGUAGUAUUACAUAGUUGUCCCUUGAUACUUAGCAGUCAUUUCCAUGGAAAGAGGAGAAGGCGAAUAAGGGGCUGCUGCUUUUGACAGUAGCCACGCUUCCUAUAUCACGGAGCUGCACAACUCUAUGAGAACCAUCCGCUUUUCUCAGUAUUUUAGCCAAGGAGAGAGCAAAACAAUUAACACGUAGCUCCCGAGUACAGAAGUGGUUAGGAGCUGCCAUGUGGGUGCACAUGUCCUUUAAAGAUAGCACAGUUAAAAAGACUCCCCUGAAAGUCCUAUGAAAUGUCUUGGAAUUGCAAGUGAGAUGAACAGUGUGGAAUAAAAGCCUUGGGCUGUUAGCUGGCCUGAAGGAUGUCCGAGGCAGGAAGAGCAAAGGUCCUUCUCAAGCAACCUGCCCUUUGUGCCUUGUGGAGGAGGAAACAGGAACUGGUGGGAGUUCUUCACAAUUUCUUUUUUUUUUUAACCUCUUCUCUCCUGAGGUGUGUUGGCUUCCAUAACAUGUACUCCCUUUAGCGGAGAAUACUUGAAAAUCACGCUGUCUCUUUCCCUGCUUAAUUUUAUAGGAAAACAAGCCACCACCCCCUUUUUUUGUCUUCACCUGAGUGACACAGUUUUGUUCUCCCCCUCUGCUUCUAAUUGUAUGUUGUUUCAUUUAUCUGUGUGCAUUUUAAUUUAUUGUCAGUGGAUUGGGGAUGUUGAAUCACUGUGACUUUGAGAGUGAAUAACAGCCAAUUAAGAAUGUAUAUAUUUAUCUCUCACGUGUUAAAUCCAGUGCCGCAAAUGGGUUUCUCAGCCUUUUGUGAACAACUCGUACACAGUAAUCAACUUUAAUUGAAGGGGUGUGCAUAGGUGAGCCAUUGAUUUUUUUGUUCCAAAUGUGUUGCAAUGUCCUGUUUCUAAAUUUGGGGUUGUGGGGCGAGACACAGACUUCCUGAUGAUUUGAACAUUGAUUGUUUGUUUGAUUUUACAAAUACCAAAGGUUUUGUUUUUUAAGGAAAUAAAUACUGUUCAAGUCUACA